AUGGCUACUCAAACCACAAUGAUGGCUGCAAAAUUGACAACAGUUGAUCCGACAUCUGUGAGAAAUAAGAAAUCAAAUGGCUCAAAAACCGCCAUUUUACACGUAAUUCAAUCUGAGACGGCGGAAGUAGAACAGGGCCGGAAAAGGAUGAUGGUUUUAGCAGGCGUGGUGUUGGCGGUGGUAGUAGUAGUAGCUACAAUGUCCACACUCAUCGUACAUCUUGUUGAAGACAGAAGUCGCUACUCGAAAACCACAGCCACACCAGAGCCACCAAAAAAAUUACUAUUAGAAGAUGAAGCAAACACAAUCGAACCAGAGCCUACAGUGAGAAUUUCACGAAAAUUCGUCGAAAGAUCUUUGGAGAGUUUUGGCGCUAAAAAUGAAGCGCGAAAAAAUCGCACUACAAAGAUUUUUCAUUUGAAGAAAAUUGAAAUGGACCGAAUUAACGAUUUCAUACACUAA
This is a messenger RNA of Helobdella robusta, 462 nucleotides long. RefSeq lists its product as hypothetical. NCBI's taxonomy places the organism in Eukaryota, Metazoa, Annelida, Clitellata, Rhynchobdellida, Glossiphoniidae. The record is from RefSeq and is a predicted model, not a curated record. The coding region runs from base 1 to 462 and encodes 153 amino acids. The transcript has 3 exons.